Molecule: messenger RNA, 883 nt
Organism: Chara braunii
Lineage: Eukaryota; Viridiplantae; Streptophyta; Charophyceae; Charales; Characeae
Source: the annotation of a GenBank genome assembly
GUCCUUGAUGGAGGGGGUCUCUACGGUGUCGCGGGGGAAAUGUUAUGUACAACUCCAAUGGCGAAGUUGGAGGCGUCAGUGGUGACAUAGAAAUGGCGAGUGGGGUCGGCGAUCUCGAGGACAGGGGCCGUGGUGAUGGUUUGCUUGAGUAAGUCGAAAGCAUGUUGGCGGCGAUCGUUCCAAUGGAAGGGCUCGUCCUUGCGGGUGAGUUCAUGGAGAGGGUAAGAGAUCUCGGAAAAGUUGCGAAUGAACGGGUGGUAAUAGUUGGCAUUGCCGAGGAAGGAACGGAGUUGGAGGAGGGUCUUGGGUGGGGGGUACUCGACGAGGGCUUUGACCUUCGAGGGGUCCAUACGGAUGCCUUCAACGGAGACAAUGUGGCCGAGGUAUUCGACGCUCGAAGGAGCAAACGUACAUUUGCUGAGCUUGGCGUAAAAUUUUUGCUCUCGGAGGAUCGAGAGGACUUGGCGAAGGUGUUGAAGGUGAGACUCGAAGGUGGGGCUGAGGACAAGGAUGUCAUCAAGGCAGAUGACGACACAGACUUCGAGGAGGUUGCGGAAGAUGUGGUUCAUGGUAGAUUGGAAGGUAGCGGGGGCAUUGACGCGAUAUCGAUGUCAGGACAAUGUCCUGGGGACUGUGUUCAUGAUGAGGAGGGACCAGCGCUUGCCGAGGGCGGUGAUGUGGAGGUUGCGGGUCGAGUGGAGGCGGACUGGCGGGUGAAUUGUGCGGCAUUGGGGCAGUUGGUUUGUUGGUGCCCCAAUUGGCGACAACGGAAGCAGCCCCCGUUUGCUUGGAGGUAGGUGCGCUCCUCGGGGAUGAGUUUCUUGAGGCGGGAGGGUGGGGUAGAUGAGGGUGGACGGGAGUUGCGAUCUCUGCUCACCAUUCU